UCCAGUUGGAGUUUUUCAGUGUUCUGCGACGGUUGCAGUUUUCUCGAUACGCAGUUGAAAAUAGUUUAAUCCAGCCAAUCACCACCCGAAAAAAGCAGCAAAAUGUCCGGAAAAGAUAGGUUACCGAUUUUCCCGUCCCGUGGUGCCCAGAUGUUGAUGAAGGCCCGUCUGGCUGGAGCCCAAAAAGGUCAUGGUCUGCUUAAGAAGAAGGCGGAUGCCCUGCAAAUGCGAUUCCGUAUGAUUCUGGGCAAGAUCAUCGAAACCAAGACCCUGAUGGGUGAUGUUAUGAAAGAGGCCGCCUUUUCGCUGGCUGAGGCCAAGUUCACAUCGGGCGACAUCAACCAGGUGGUGCUGCAGAACGUGACCAAGGCACAGAUCAAGAUCCGCACCAAGAAGGACAACGUUGCUGGCGUGACUCUGCCCGUUUUCGAGUCCUAUCAGGACGGAGCCGAUACCUACGAGCUCGCCGGAUUGGCCCGUGGUGGUCAGCAGCUAGCCAAGCUGAAGAAGAACUACCAGAGCGCCGUCAAGCUGCUCGUGGAGCUGGCCUCGCUGCAGACCUCGUUCGUCACCCUGGACGAGGUGAUUAAGAUCACCAACCGUCGUGUGAACGCCAUCGAGCAUGUGAUCAUUCCCCGGAUCGACAGGACACUGGCAUACAUCAUCUCCGAGCUGGAUGAACUGGAACGCGAAGAGUUCUACAGGCUGAAGAAGAUCCAGGACAAGAAGCGCGAGGCAAGGAUCAAGGCCGAUGCCAAGAAGGCAGAGCUACUGCAGCAGGGCAUCGAUGUGCGUCAACAGGCCAAUAUCCUGGAUGAGGGCGACGACGAUGUGCUGUUCUAAGUAUUACCGUGGAAGUUGAUUAUUCCAGCAAUAUUAUUGUUAAACUAUUUUUGUUCUGUAUCCGUUUCCAUAUUGUAAUUCGCAAAGGGCAAGCCACAAAACUUAUUUGUACCUAGUAGCAAAAGUGUGUAGACUAUUCCAAUAAGCAGAAAAGUAUGUAUUCCAUUUUUGUAGUGUAGUGUAAGCUGCGCAAACCAUGCAUUAAAGUCUUGUUGUUUCAUACAAAA
Messenger RNA from Drosophila rhopaloa, 1070 nucleotides. It is a transcript of the gene Vha36-1, whose product is annotated as V-type proton ATPase subunit D 1. Gene Ontology annotation, molecular function: proton-transporting ATPase activity, rotational mechanism. The record is from RefSeq and is a predicted model, not a curated record. Gene Ontology annotation, cellular component: proton-transporting V-type ATPase complex. The coding region runs from base 103 to 843 and encodes 246 amino acids. Lineage: Eukaryota; Metazoa; Arthropoda; Insecta; Diptera; Drosophilidae. The transcript has a single exon.